AUGGACAACAUACCCAAAGGCGACCUCAUGGCUCUCCCAGACAUUGUGGCCUGGUCACAAGCCCGGGAAGAGGCGCGGGCACAAGAGGUUGCCCAAGCUGACGCCGACAAAGACUCUGACAUCGAUUAUAACUACAUCUCUAUGAUGCUUUCUUCAGAGCCGGAUCUCUCGCCUCAUAAUAGCAGCGACGAUGACGUUCAAAUCGUGACAACACAGCGCCAACCCCAGCGUAUUAGGGCACCACUAUCCCAGUUUCCUCUUGAGCAACAGCCACCAUUGAGAAGACGGCGGGUGCAAUUGAACGAAAAAGACGAGGCCGAGCUCCAGGCCGAGCUUGAGGAGGAACGAGUCAUCGUGCGUGCGUCCGAUGAAGAAGAUGAAGAGGAUGAGCCGGAGCUUGUUAUAAGUGGCAGACGAUUUUGCAUACCAAAGUCGCGCGAGCGUUAG
Hirsutella rhossiliensis is the source of this 447-nucleotide messenger RNA. RefSeq lists its product as uncharacterized. The record is from RefSeq and is a predicted model, not a curated record. NCBI's taxonomy places the organism in Eukaryota, Fungi, Ascomycota, Sordariomycetes, Hypocreales, Ophiocordycipitaceae. The coding region runs from base 1 to 447 and encodes 148 amino acids. The transcript has a single exon.